Messenger RNA from Bombina bombina (fire-bellied toad), 1249 nucleotides. It is a transcript of the gene TBCC, whose product is annotated as tubulin folding cofactor C. Gene Ontology annotation, cellular component: cytoplasm. Bases 103 to 1116 code for a protein of 337 amino acids. The transcript has a single exon. Gene Ontology annotation, molecular function: tubulin binding. NCBI's taxonomy places the organism in Eukaryota, Metazoa, Chordata, Amphibia, Anura, Bombinatoridae. Gene Ontology annotation, biological process: tubulin complex assembly; post-chaperonin tubulin folding pathway. The record is from RefSeq and is a predicted model, not a curated record.
GAUUGGGUGGGUCCUGCUUUCUGGAAGUGACGUAUACUAACAGCUUCCUAUCUCACAACUGGGCUUCACACCUGACAAGCAUUACUGUUUUUGAAAUUUUGAAUGGAGCCGACUGUUGCUGUAUCGGAGGCGCUCCGGGGCCCUGGAGAAGUGGAUGGGGAUCGAUUGGGGCGACUCCCGGAAAGGCUGCAGAAAAGGGAACAGGAGCGGAUUCGAGAAACUGAGCGGCGGCGGGAAGAGAAGGAGAGUCAGGCUGUGCUGGAGGAGAAGAGCGGAUACUUCAGUGCUGGUUUUGAGCCUGAGAGAGCGGCGCUGGAAGAGCAGCUCUCAGCUACUGAUUCUGUUUGCGAACCCCGAGUGUUAGAGGAGAUCACCGGCCGCCUGCAGCAGCUCCAGAAGUUACUUAAUGACAGUAUGAGGUUCCUGUCGCCCUAUGAUAUCCGCAAGGCUCAGGAGGCGCUCACUCGACUCCAGGCAGUGCUGGAUGAGAAGAGGAAACUGCAGCAGCCUAAAAAAUUCGCUUUCAAGUCCCGUAAAAAAGAACCUACGGCUGGACCAGCACCACAGCCACCUCCCGACCAACAAACAGUACCCGCAAAGGUCCCAGACCCGGAGCCCUCAAGCUGUGGCUUCCAGGACCUCACCUCUCAGGUCUUGUUUAUGGAACCUGCUGAGAUCCAACAAAGGGACCUGUUGCUGUGUCAGCUGCGUGACUGCACCGUCACUCUGCGGGGUAGCCCAGCCACUCUACACUUGAGGGGCCUGCACGGUUGUAGGGUACUUUGUGGCCCCGUGUCCUCUUCUGUAUUUGUAGAUGGCUGCACAGAUUGUAUCUUUACCUUCCCCUGCCAGCAACUGCGCACCCACAGCACCUCCAAUACCCGCUUUUACCUGCAUGUCACCAGUAGGGCUAUUAUUGAGGACUGCAGUGGACUUUACUUCGCACCUUUCAAUUGGACCUAUGAUGGUAUCCUACAGGACUAUAAAGUGUCUGGCCUGGACAUAACCAGGAAUAACUGGAAUCAAGUUGAUGACUUUAACUGGCUUGCAAGUGAUGCUAGCUCCCCAAACUGGUGUGUAAUUCCAGAAGAUAGUAGAAUAGCACAAUGGAAUUGAUGCUGUACAAAGCAGCUCUAAUAUUAUCUAUUAUUUACUAUAGAGAAGCCUUAAUGUUUGGCAGGAAUUAAAGUAUAUGAGGUUACUGAUCACUAAUGUAACAAUAUAUAUAAUAAAAGCUGUUGAAAAUCUA